Molecule: messenger RNA, 1377 nt
Organism: Ipomoea nil (Japanese morning glory)
Lineage: Eukaryota; Viridiplantae; Streptophyta; Magnoliopsida; Solanales; Convolvulaceae
Product: remorin
Exons: 2
Coding region: 214-1005 (263 amino acids)
Source: RefSeq, a predicted model, not a curated record
CACCAUUAUUAUUAUGUUAUACGUUUCAUGUAUGUGUGGCUCUUAUCACUUGACAAUCCCCUUUGAUUACAAUCAAUAAUCAUUAAUCAAUAUUAUGCUCCACCCUCUUUCCUCUCUCUUUCCCCACCACUUUGCACAACCAGCCACCACACACUAACUCCCCCAAAGAAAAAAAACCAGAAAAAAACAAAUCCCCCAUCCAUCCAACACAAUAUGUCGCUGAAUGAUCAACUGCAACUAGCCAUCGCAAGCACCAGCCACCAUGAUGAAGAAGAAGAACACGUUAGGGACAUCCACGCUCUGAGCCCGCCCCCAGUACCCCCGCCGCCGGAGAACAACCGUGCCGCCCGCCUCAGAUCCUCGUCGUCUCUCUCCAUCGCUAGCACAGAAGGCGCGCCGUCGGAGAACUUCACCACCAUGAGCCGGGAGUUUAACGCCCUGGUCCUCGCCGGAUCCUCUUUUAAUCCCAACAACGUUAAUGGCGCCGAACAUGACGGCGGCCCCAACAACCAGCUGGGACGGAUUGGGGAGGAUGAACCCCCGGAACAGGAGACCAACCCUCUAGCGAUUGUGCCGGAUAUGGCGUCCUCGUCGCCUCGACGCGGCGGAGCCGCCGCCGGUGGGGCUUCCACUGUGAGCGGCGAAGUAACGGUGCAGAGGGUGAAGAAAGAGGAGGUUGAGUCGAAGAUUAGCGCGUGGCAAACUGCGAAAAUUGCAAAGAUCAAUAACAGGUUUAAGCGGGAAGAUGCGAUCAUUAAUGGGUGGGAGAGUGAAGAAGUUCAGAAAGCAAAUUCUUGGAUGAAGAAAGUUGAGAGAAAACUGGAAGAGAAGAGAGCGAAAGCAUUAGAAAAGAUGCAAAACGACAUAGCAAAAGCGCGAAGAAAAGCAGAAGAAAGAAGGGCAUCGGCUGAGGCAACGAGGGGAACAAAGGUGGCAAGAGUUCUUGAGAUAUCCAACCUCAUGAGAGCUGUGGGUAGAGCUCCUGUCAAGCGUUCCUUCUUCUAGCUAGCUAGCUUCCUUUCUUAAUUAGCUUAUUUCUAUUUCUAUUUCUAUUAGUAUACAAUAAAUAAUAUGCAUAUAGGGUGACCCUUUUCUCAUUUUUACCACUCACUGGGUACCCUAUUUUGCAUGCCUUGAUGAAAAUUAAAAGAUGAGAAGAAUAUAAUGGAGUGCAUGAAAUGAAAGUGUAUGUGUGCUAGAUAGCUUAAUUAGCUUGUAAUUGAUCUGGUCAUGAACUCCUGUGAGUGUUGAGUCUUGGUUUGGUUUGGUUUGUACAGAUUUUUGGAUACCUACCAUCCACGUACAUGUAAUUUCUAAACACUUUGUUUGGUUGCUCCACCACUCAUCUCAUCAUCAUCACCAUUAUUUUCACUUUGA